AUGUCCGAUGUCGGUGAAGCCGUGGCUCGCCGGCGUCGGACCGUCGCUCUUACUACUAGUUUCCUCUGUCAUUGGUCGAAUGUUAUGGCUGUGUUGGCUUUGAUAUUUUUCUACUCCGGCCAUCAUAUGAAGAGGAAAACCAUGACAGUUGGACCUGGUGCGUCUCUACUUUGCUUUGCCGGUGAGUUAGGCCUUCGGCAACCGUUGUUGGUCUUCUUCUUAUCUUUGGUUCGGAUACUUUCUCGAAAAUAUGGAGAAGACGAUUUUUUCAAUCUAUGCUCUGCCGUCGGCUCUCAACUCACCAUCGAACAUAUUCCUGCACGGCGAAAGCAUCAAUCAAGAUCCGGUGGAUCUAGAAAUUUCUCGGGUGUUCCCCGAAGAACCAUCUUCUCCAAUGUGGUUUUAAUCCACGCCGGCAAUAGUUUAUGCCCACCGGAGCUUAUGCCAUCACCAGGAAUCCUUCGCACACAAUCUCCAAACAUGAGAAAUACGAGGUUUGACCUGGCUCCGACAUCGAGUGCGCCUCCAUCAUCCUCACCGUCGAUUCAUCUCCCCGACUUUCUGCUCCUCCUCCCUAGCCCCAACAACCCGAUGACCUACUUCCCUUUGGGCCCAAAUCACAAAUGGGCCUGGCCCAAUCAAAAUGAAGAGUUGCCCAACCCAUUUCGUGGCCCUUCCUCUAAUCUUUGCCUAGGCCCAAUAGUUUUAAAAAUCAGAUUUGCAAAAAUCAUAUAUGUUUUUGAGCUUAUUGGCUUCUCUUCUCUGAGAAGUCUUAAGUUUUUUGGAUUCUCAAAUCCUGUAAUUUACUCCUGGUGGAAGAGUUCUUUUCCACCUUCUUCCAACUCUUUGAGACUGGUCGUAUUUUCUUAUCUCUCUUGGAGAGUAAUAGAUGUCCCGAGCUUUAUGUCGAGUUUUUCAAAGUCACAUUGUAAAGUGACUAACCUGAGAUUCUCCGGCUUUGUCGCGAAGACCCUCUUGACGCAUCCGACACUUGUCUAG
Molecule: messenger RNA, 999 nt
Organism: Arabis nemorensis
Lineage: Eukaryota; Viridiplantae; Streptophyta; Magnoliopsida; Brassicales; Brassicaceae
Source: the annotation of a GenBank genome assembly